Molecule: messenger RNA, 1143 nt
Organism: Balaenoptera acutorostrata (minke whale)
Lineage: Eukaryota; Metazoa; Chordata; Mammalia; Artiodactyla; Balaenopteridae
Gene: IFTAP
Product: intraflagellar transport associated protein
Exons: 8
Coding region: 27-1064 (345 amino acids)
Biological process (GO): acrosome reaction; spermatogenesis
Cellular component (GO): cytosol; 9+0 non-motile cilium
Molecular function (GO): intraciliary transport particle A binding
Source: RefSeq, a predicted model, not a curated record
GUCAUAAAGGUGGGGUCCUAAUUCGGAUGACUGGUGUCCUCAUAAGAAGAGACACCAGGGAUGCCUGGCCACAGAGAAGACACCACAGGAGGACACAGCGAGAAGGCAGCCACUUGCAAGCUAAGGAGUUUCAUCUGGUUAUUUGUCAAAUAACCUGGUGUUUUAUUGGAAAUGGCAGAGGAGUACACCGAGUGAUUAUAAGAACAAACAGAACUUGUCCUCACGGAACAUCUGUUCUUCCCAGACAUCACUGUGGUUUUCAAAACAGGGCACUGAGGAAUGGCAGGGAGCCACUGGAAGUCUGCUUGCCUCUAACUUUGAUGAAGUUUGAAGAACCCUUUCAUUCCUCCUCACUCCUGUUUCCAAGCAUCUCCAUGCCUAUCUUGCUCCACGCUGCUGCCACUGCUUGUCUCCGCCCUAGGACUGAUGAUUUUACAGCCAUAACUGUGGCUGUAAAAAAGGAAGAAGUCAGGGAGGAUAAUGUGACCAGAAGAGGAGCCUUUGGCACCAAUUCUUCAGAAAACAAUUUUACUUCAGUAAAAUUUACUCAGAGAAAUGAACCAAAUGAUCACCAUCUUAGCAAUAAAGCCAUCUUUCUUCGUACUUCGUCACAGUGUUCAGAAGAGGAACAGAUAGUGAUGGAUGAAGGCCAAAAAGUUGGCAGUUCCUUUCAAGGUGAUCUGAAUCGGGCAGGAAAGGUGAAGGUAGACAACUUCCUUGAUUUAGAAGAUUUGGACUUGGAUGAAGAGAUUAAGCCCCAAAUGAAUUUGCUGCUGCUUCCAGGAGAGGUGGAGCAGGACAUGAGCAUGAGUGUUCCUUCUUACAUUCCUUCCGUGGCCCAGCCUCUUAUGUCUGGAGUGAAGCCAAGGCUCACUGGAAAAGGAGCAGACAAACAAAGGGAAGAGAUAGUCGGAGAUGAAGUUCGGCCCUUCUCACUUGAUGAAGAAUUUGAUUAUGACGCUGUGAUGCUGACCCCCAAGUUCACUCCUGCAGAGAUAGAUGCCAUCAAAGAGCUAUGCAAGCAAAAGAGCAAGAGCACAGACUUAGAGAAACCCCGUGACUGAUCCACCAAGACAUCUUCGUGUUUAUUUUUAUUUUGUUCUUAUUCGAGCAACUUUACAAUAAAAUAUAUACCUACUAUAA